CACCACAAGAAACGAAGAAGCCGACGAUCGUCAGCGCAUCGCAGCGCAGCAGCCGGUUGUUGAAUCUUUUAGUAUUGACUUAUCGCUGUUGCGAACAGGACGGACGGAUAACAACGGACUCCAGUAGCGAUGCAUCCGAAAUCGUGGAUCAUAGCGGCAGUGACAGUUGCACUGACCGUGACCGUGGCCGUUGCCGCCCCUGUACGAGAGCAGGAUCCGGAGCUCGUUUACUUCGAAAAUGUGCGCGACGAAAAUGGGUACAGCUUUUCCUACAAAACAAAGGAUGGCCAGUUCCGCGAGGAGCAAGGGACCAUCGACCCCGAGACGGGCAUUUUGCGUGUGACGGGAGUGUAUCGCUUCAUCGGGACCGAUGGCGAAACGUAUGAGUACAGCUACGAGGCGGAUGAGAAUGGGUACCGCAUCGUAGAGAAGCCUCCUCCGGCAGGCAUCUCCAAUACGGUGUUGCUUUCGCUGGUUGGCUGACCAGACCAGUGAAGCAAAAGGUGGACAAAUAUUAUCUACAAUUCUUAUGGAAUGGAAUAAACGAGCGCUUCACCUAGAAA
Messenger RNA from Anopheles arabiensis, 563 nucleotides. RefSeq names its product endocuticle structural glycoprotein ABD-5-like. NCBI's taxonomy places the organism in Eukaryota, Metazoa, Arthropoda, Insecta, Diptera, Culicidae. The record is from RefSeq and is a predicted model, not a curated record. The transcript is spliced from 2 exons. Gene Ontology annotation, cellular component: chitin-based extracellular matrix. Gene Ontology annotation, molecular function: structural constituent of chitin-based larval cuticle. Bases 130 to 483 code for a protein of 117 amino acids.